AUGCUAAGGCGAGUGCUUUGCGGGCAGCUGUGGGGUGCGCGUGCUGCUGCUGCUGCUGCUACUUCCAGCUACGCAGCGUCUUUUCCCCGCCACCAGCUCUUCACAGAUAGCCAGCGACGCAUGACGCACUGCGCCACACAAGCGGGGGCCGACGGAUCGAAGGACAUCGGCGACGCCGCGUGGCGGGCGAAGUUGACGCCGCAGCAGUUCCGUGUGCUGCGCGAGAAGGGCACUGACCCGCGCUUCGGGCCGUACGACGACCACUUCGCGCCUGGUGACUACGUCUGCGCGGCGUGUGGGUCGCUGUUGUACACAUCGGCGAUGAAAUUCNGGGCCGUACGACGACCACUUCGCGCCUGGUGA
Messenger RNA from Trypanosoma grayi, 363 nucleotides. Its product is annotated as putative methionine sulfoxide reductase. NCBI's taxonomy places the organism in Eukaryota, Euglenozoa, Kinetoplastea, Trypanosomatida, Trypanosomatidae. The coding region runs from base 1 to 363 and encodes 120 amino acids. Gene Ontology annotation, molecular function: peptide-methionine (R)-S-oxide reductase activity. The transcript has a single exon. The record is from RefSeq and is a predicted model, not a curated record. Gene Ontology annotation, biological process: response to oxidative stress; protein repair.